Homalodisca vitripennis (glassy-winged sharpshooter) is the source of this 3797-nucleotide messenger RNA. RefSeq names its product AP-5 complex subunit zeta-1-like. The record is from RefSeq and is a predicted model, not a curated record. Gene Ontology annotation, cellular component: AP-5 adaptor complex. Bases 297 to 2414 code for a protein of 705 amino acids. The transcript has 12 exons. Lineage: Eukaryota; Metazoa; Arthropoda; Insecta; Hemiptera; Cicadellidae.
AAUGAGAUAAAGUAUGUUAUCACAAAACAAACAAAUCUGCUGCUUGUAUGUGUUAGAAUUGGGCGAGGGCUUGUCUUAUCUAAUUUACACACACACACGGACACGUCCAUAAUAAACAAAACGGAUGAUAACGUUCUUGUCAAAUACUAAAACUACUAACUUAUUAAUGUUUCUUGUGUUUUGUGAUUAUUACACAUAUUUCAGCAAGACAUCAAUAAGAUAACUUUGAAAGUUGUAUUGAAGUCUCAGGUGUAUGGGCCAACAUUUAUUGUAUCUCUUAAAACAUUUACAUUCUAAUGGAUUUGAGAAAAGCGCUUGUUCAAUCCAGGAAACAGCCAGCGCAACAAGUUGAAACACUAUGGGAAAACAUUUACCAGCACAAUGUGAAGGUAGAAGCUUUAAUGUCCAUUCUGGCAUUCUAUCUACACCACAGAGUGUAUCCUCCACCGGUUCAGAAGGCGUUGGACAGUUUGUUGAUGUGCCUGACUGACAGUCGGACAACGAGGAGGCUCCGGACUCUACUCUCCCGGACCCUGGAGGAGAUGUGUGCGUGGCUUGGUCCUGACUGUAUUCUGGACACUGUGCAACUCUCUGCUAGCCCCAGCGUGGUGGCGGACCUGCUGCCUUGUCUCCUCAUCAACCCCGACACUCCCCGCCCCCAGGCUGCCUUUUAUGAAAGGCUGAUCAGUGGUCUCACCAGUCCUGGGCUGUCUCAGGAAGACCGGUGUAAGGUGUUAGGGUACCUCUCAGCUACAGUGCCGGCCGAGUUGAUGCCAAUGUUGACCAAACAUCUGGUCUCAUGGCUCUCCUACUCUCGCUCUUCGCAGACCAACUCUCUGUUUAGGUCAGCUGACGUUACUGAUAUUGACGGAUCCCCAGCCACAGGCUUGUGUACAGCAUUAACUCUAGUUACGACAGUGACCGACAUACACAUGCUGAGCGUUGUCACGUUCUCCAACAUACGCCAGUACCUGCGGCGUGCACCUGCUGAUAGCAGCUUGGUGUCAGCAGUGUUCAGCUACUGCAGCACUCUGCUGGCUCAGGCUACCAAGAAACCCAGCACUCAGCACGACAAACAGCUCGUAGCCGUGGUGCUCGAAGAGGUACUGUUGACGAUGAAGGCAGUUAAAGAAGCAGACAACAGCUGUCGAGGGAGAUGUCAACUGAUGGUUGGUAACGUCCUACACCUGGCUGACCAGCUGAGGCUGACUCCUCUUCUGAUAUCGGUCUGGCAGUACCACCUGGUAGAUGGAGGUGACAGCCCACUCACAGAGAGGGUGCUGGGUGCAGUGAUCAAAGCAGAGUUCAGCCAAGGCCUGGUGAGCCAGAGAGUGGCGACCGUGGUUGUGGCUCAUGGCUCGCAGUUGGCUGAGAGUUUGGCUCGAUACUGCCCUAGUCUUCUCAAGCUGGUAGCCACCCAUCCAUCGGGACUAGUGGAGGAGUUCCUAGACCUCAUGCCGUACCUCACUGUCAACACUGAGCUCACAGCUGAGGUACUUCACUGCCUGCUGGAUCUACCCCUGCUGUCAGCUACUAUCUGUGUGAGCCAGACUAGUCUGCUGGUCCAGGCAGGGUUCAAGGUGACCUCACUGAUGUCGGUGAAGCAGCAGAUAGAUGGCACAGCUGAUCUCAAGGUUGUCUACAAGCAUUUUAUGAGAUCCAAGGCUCAGGCGGGGGAGACUGAUGCUCUGGUCAAACUGUACCCUGCCUACUGGUCGGCCCUAAAGCCUGUGUUGUCCCAGGGGCUGGUGGAGGUCUGCAGUCAGGUUGCCCCGUUGUUGUUGUCAGCAUUCCUGGACUCUGUCAGAGACUGCAACGAAGCGAAUAACUCCCUCAUGCCUGCCAUCUUCGCCAGACUCCCCCUACUGUGUCCCUUGCCUUCGUACCAGAAGGCUGUUUUUGAUCUGCUGUCUCAGUAUGUGACGACUGUGUGGAGUCAGCAACCAGAGCUGUUGGGAAAUCCUUGUGUGGCCCAGUUCCUCUCGGUCACAAGCAACAUCCAACUCUGCCCUCAACUGUUCAACACCAUUGUCUCAGCUGUCGGUAACAACUUGCAAAAAGAGCAACAUAUUGAAAAUAUGUUUGAAACAUUGGAGGCUCUACUUAGGGAAAUGUUGGUGGACAAAAGUUGGCAGAACUUGGAGCUGGUGACCACUGUGUGUACAGCCAUGGCUAAGUUGGUAGGUCGGCAUCCGAGUCUGUCCCACAGAGCGACUGCAGCGUUCGAGAAACUGGUCCACGUACUGCAUGAUACCACUGACGAGGAGAAAGAUGCUGUGACUGAACACACCCAGAAUCUCUUAAGAGUGAUGAAAAAUCCCAGAGUCGCAAAUGUGAUGUUGUCUCCCAGUAGCAAAGAAGAUAUCGCAAUGGCUGCCAUCCUAAAAGUCCUGUUCCAUUUUUUGGAUUCAUAAAAUUCUUAUUCUGCUGUACUCAAACUAAUAAUUUUAUUGAUAACCUUUUUUUAUAUAUGUAAUAUUCUAUGAAUCAAUAUGUUAACCUGUGAUAAAAUUUGUUGCCACUCUGUAACAUUAAUGUUGUAUUCUAGUGGCAAGCAACAAUAAUUAUACAUAAUACAUUACAUAAUAGUAUACAGCAUGUAGUGUUGAGUAAACUCAAAUGAUAAUAACAAAAAACAUGCAUUUGAUAUAAAUUCAAUUCAUGAAAAUUAAGAAAAAUGUACGAUUUAAUGCAGUGUUGGCUCACAUCAGUGAAAUGAUUCCCUUGUAAAGUCAAGAAGAUAAAAUUGUAUGCAUGUCUUUACUCAAAUGUACGUUUUAUAAAUUUAAAAGUGCAUUAUACAAACAUUUAAAUUGUAUAAAUUGUUGAGAACGCCAAAUAUUGUGUGCAUACUCAAAAUCCAGUGUACCUUUCAUGAUACAAGGACCUCUUGAUACAGGAUCACCAGUUUCCGGAAUUUCAUAUCUUUGAACUUAACCAUCAAUUCUGCUGAAAUUAACCUGUGAAAUGCUCCUGUGAAUCUCAGAAAAAAAGUUAUAAGCCUUAACUGUUUCAGUGGAAAAUCCAACCGCUCUUUUAUUUUUACGGUAUUGGAUGCUGUACCACCGUAAGAAUGUAUAAGUUGCAGAAUCUUAAAAAUAUUCUUAUCUGUUUCAAACUAAUAUCUCUCAAACUGUGUGUUGUUUGAAAAAGGUACCCAAAACUUGGGUCUUGUUGUGUCGCUACCUUUUCUACUAACAAGAUUCUUGUGUGAAUGUUGCUCGAGUUCACCUUCCUCUUAGUACAGCAUCUGGAAUCUGUCACAGACUUGACUCCUGGAAUCUGGAGUCAAGUUCCAAUAGAAAACUCGGUUGCUCCACUGUACUUAGAGAUUGUGUCCAAAACAUUACAGUGCACUCAAUUGUGCUCCUGACAAUACAAUGAAAAUACCUCUUCACCUAGAUUACACUAUAUUUUGUAGUCUAGGUCUCACUGGUUUCAAAACGAUGUAAAGAGUUCAUUUUGAGCUUCUUUGUUACCGACUUUGUUUGAAUCUAUUCAAACAAACACUAAUUGGAAGGUGAACUGGAGCUGAACUCAACAUUCACAUUGGAAUCAACCCUUCCCAGCAAAGCUAUGUUAUGUGAAGAUUCUUAUCUGAUGCUUACAUCCUGUACACCAUCAUUGUAAGCAACAACACUCCAAAUGCUAGAUAAUUUAAUUACUCUUCACUUUUGAAUGUGAUAAAUUAUUAAUUUAGUAUAUAUUUUUGUAUAUUUAUAUUACUGUUAAAGAAAUGUUGUUACUGAAGUUGUAAAAUGAUCUCUGUUCCUGAAUAAAAGUAUAUUAUAGUUAAA